Kickxella alabastrina is the source of this 5667-nucleotide messenger RNA. RefSeq lists its product as uncharacterized. Lineage: Eukaryota; Fungi; Kickxellomycota; Kickxellomycetes; Kickxellales; Kickxellaceae. Gene Ontology annotation, cellular component: cytosol. Gene Ontology annotation, molecular function: eukaryotic translation initiation factor 2alpha kinase activity; protein binding; ATP binding. The record is from RefSeq and is a predicted model, not a curated record. Gene Ontology annotation, biological process: regulation of translational initiation by eIF2 alpha phosphorylation; DNA damage checkpoint signaling. Bases 1 to 5667 code for a protein of 1888 amino acids. The transcript is spliced from 9 exons.
AUGGACGAAACAACGCAGGAAAUACAACAAAAUGAACUCGCGGCGCUCAGAGCCAUAUUCAUGGAGGACUUUCAGGAUGUCGAGACAAAAACAGCGUGGAACGUAAAGCCCGACAUGGCGGAGUUUGUCAUCACAGUGCGGCCGACAGAGGAUGUGAUCAAGGCCAGCGUGUCGGUCGGCCUGCGGGUGCGGCUGCCGCGGACGUAUCCGCGCACAGCACCGCAGAUCCAGCUUUCGGAGGGCGUCGGGCUCAGCGCAGCGCAGGUGCAGGGCGCGCAGGACAUGGCGCGGCAGCAGGCGGCAGCGCUGGUUGGCUGCGAGAUGGUCUACGAGCUGGCUGUGUCGCUGAGCGACUACAUUACGAUCAACAACUCGGCCGCGCAGGCGGCGCGGCCGUCGUUUCACCAGCAGAUGGUCGAGCGCGAGUACGCGGACCGACGUGCCGAUCUUGAGCGCGAGGAGGAAUUCAAACGCCAUGAGCAGGCUAUGUACGCAGAGGAGCAGGAGGAUCUGCACCGGCGCAUUGUCGAAGAGCUGGAGCGCAAGCACCAGCAGGUGGUGUCGGACCAGCAACGCCAGCAGCAGCACCUCAGCGACAUUGCCGACGCCGUCCACAGCGUAGCCGGGCGGUGGGCCGAGGGCAUCCAGCUCCUCAAGUUCGACUCGCUGAUCUACGUCGACCCGCAGCAGCCGAUGGCGCGCGAUGGGCGGUUCUCGACAGUUGCGUUGGAAGAGUCAGUGGUCGUGGAUCCUCUGUGCACAGUGUUCGACGCGUACCCACCGACCUGCUGGGCGCCAGCAUCCACCUGUCGGACCGGUUCACAGUACAGUGCUUCACGUUUGCACGCCGCUGGCUUUAUCCACCGCGGCGUCGCACCGGCCAAUAUUUUGCUGACCAAGGAGGCGCGCGGACGGUUCGUGGCCAAGCUCUUCAACACGAGCUAUCGCGAGGAGCUGAUUGAGCUGCACCGCAUGACGCCACUGUCGAACGCCAUUGGCGACUCUGUGGGCAACGACAUCCGCGUUGCUCCUGAAGUGCUGGACCGUCCUGACAUGCUUGGCCGCAAGAACGACAUUUGGUGCGCCGGCAUCGUUGGAAUGCAGAUGGCGCUGGGCGUCGACGUGAUGCGCAACGUGCCCAUUGGUCGCGAGCCGCACGUGCUGCACGAGCGCCGCGAUGACAUCGCGCCGCCGCUGUUCCGCGUACUGGCUAUGCUGCUGACUGCAGAUCACCGCCAGCGGCCGACUGCCAUGGAGGCCCUGAGCGACGCCUUUUUCAGUGAGGGUAUGGGUGGCGAGCCGUCGGUGCAGCGACAGGCGUUGGACAGCGCGUCGCGCGGCUUGACUUUUGAAAUGCAGCGCUCGGCUGCGCGCCUGGCUGACGAUGUCGGAGACGAAAGCGCGGCUGCUGAUGCGGCUCCGGCGCGGCGAUUCUUCUCGGUCGCACAGAAAAACAUUGCUGAAGCAGAGCUGCCGCAGCAGCAAACAAAGGAAAUUGCCGUUGCUGAUGCGCUGAUCCGCCAGCCGAUCCCCAAGCGCCACCCCGCCGCCGCGGAUUUCGAGGAGAUUGAGUUUCUGGGCAAGGGCGGCUUUGGCUCGGUCGUCAAGGCGCGCAACCGCAUUGAUGGCCGCUACUACGCCAUCAAGAAGAUUCGCCUGGAUGCGCGCGACACUGAGGGCAACAAGAAGAUAUUCCGCGAGGUCACCACGCUAUCACGCCUGCACCACGAGAACGUCGUGCGCUCUACUGGCUUACAGACAUCUGAUGACUCUAUGGCUAUGGCUAUGGGUCUCGCUGCCGCUGCCAAUUCGGUUUCGUCGUGGUCAACUGAGGAUUAUAGUGGCGAUAUGAGCGAUUCAGAUAGUGACAGCGAGUCGUCGUCGCUGUCUUCGUCAUCUGGCAGUGAUAGUGACUCUGAAUCCGACUCGGACUCUGAUUCGGAUGACAGCGAUAUCAGUGAUAGCUCGGGCAUGGGUGCUGCCAGCUUGGGUAACAUUAGCGAGCCAUCGAGCGCUUUGAACACGCGCUCGUGCGAUGAAGACAAUGGAGACGGCCGUCCGGGCGCUGUGUUUUCGGCUAUACGCUUUGGCACUAUGGGCGCGUUAAGCGAGGCUGAGGGCGCUGGCACGGAUAAGGGCAGUGUUGGCGGCAACUGUGGUGGUGGUGGCGGUGGUGGUGGCGGCGGCGGUAGUAGCGGGCAGCGGUCGCGGGCAGUGUCUGCGACAGCUUUGGCAGCCAUUAACCGACCAGUGCGUGAGUUUGUCGUUGAAUUCACCGACACGCAGACUGAUGAUGCACUGCGGACCAGUGAUGCCGACUCGUUUUCUGAUAGCAGCAGCAGCAACAGCAGCGGCGCGCGGCUGAGCGAGGCACUUUUACGCGAGCAAAAAAACCCGCACCCUAAGUCAAAGUCAAAAUCAAAGUCAGGGUCAAGGUCAGGGUCAAAAUCCAAGUCUCAGACCAAGCCCAAGUCAGAAACAGAGGUCAAGGCCAAAUCCAAAUCCAAGGCCAAGGGCAAGGCAAAGCAGCCCCACCAGCAGCUCAGGCGGAUUAAGGCCAGUGGGACUGCGAGCCAAAAGCAAAAGAAGAUCCUGUACAUCCAGAUGGAGUACUGCGAAAACAAGACGCUGAACGAUUUGAUACGAGAGGGUCUGGACGAGAAAGAGACCUGGCGUAUGUUUGGCCAGAUCCUUGAGGGCCUGAACCACAUCCACCAAAGCGGUGUGAUCCACCGGGAUCUCAAGCCAGUCAAUGCGUUUUUGGACGGCGCCGGCGAUAUCAAGAUCGGCGACUUUGGCCUGGCAACGUCGAGCUUUGCGCCCAUUGACGCCACGGCGUCGCGCCACAUGAGCCUGGACCGCAGCAUCAAUGGCGCGGCUGGCGAGGACGGCAUGACGGCAGACAUUGGCACGUCGUCGUAUGUGGCGCCCGAGGUCACGGCAAAAAGCAGUAAUGGCGCGACGCGGUACAACCAAAAGGUUGACAUGUACUCGCUGGGUAUCAUUUUCUUUGAGAUGUGCUACCCGCUGCUGACCGGCAUGGAGCGCGCUACGGUGCUGCACAACCUGCGCAAGCCCGAGAUCGAGUUUCCGGACGACUUUCAGACGGACAAGAUGCAGCUGCAGUACCAGAUCAUCAAGCGCUUGCUCAACCACAACCCACGCCUGCGGCCCUCCAGCGCAGAGCUUCUCGAGAGCGAUCUGCUGCCACCCAAGAUGGAGGACGAGUACAUUCGCGAGACCAUCCGCACCAUUGCCAACCCGUCGCAGCCGUACUUUACCAAGCUGAUGGACUCUCUGUUUGCGCACCAGACGGACAAGCUUAUCGAUGCGACCUUUGACUAUCGCUCGAAUGACAUGCAGACGGAGCAGCUCAAUGCAGUUUUCCUCGACCGCAUCCGCGAGCUGAUGACACGUGUGUUCCGCAUUCACGCGGCCGUCGAGCUGUCGACCCCGGCGCUGACACCACGCACUGAGUUGCUGGACAUGUACCAGAAGCCGGCGUUGUACCUCGACCCGAAGGGAAACGUGGUGCAGCUCCCGUACGAUCAAACCGUGCCGUUUGCUAGGUAUGUUGCACGCACCAAGAUGACCGAGAUUAAGCGCUACUGUUUCGAUCGGUACUUUGUGGCCAACGCUGCGGGCGGCCAGCCUGUCAGCCACAGCGCUGCAUCCUUUGAUGCCGUCACUAACCGCAGCGCGCAUGCUGUGGCCGCGGCCGAGGUCAUAUCAGUGGCCUGCGAGGUGUUCGACGAGCUACCGGCGUUCCGCGGCGUGCCCACAGUGCUGAUGCUCAACCAUAUGAGCAUCCUGGAUGCCAUUCUGACAUACUGUGGCAUCCUGCACCCUGAGUGGACUGCUGCCGUCGACCGCAAGCAGGGCGCGGUCAGUCCUGGUGAUGACGAUGGCAGCGGAGUGAGAGUGGAGGACAAGCAGAGACAUGUGCAGUUUGUGCGCAACGUGUGCUUCUGUCUGGGCGGCCUGUACAAGGACAAGCCGCACACUAUCAGGCAGCGCAUCCAGGUGAUGAGCCUGACGACCGGCAUGAGGCUGCACUCGCAGGCGCUGGAUCGGCUGCAGAUAUUCAUGGAGGUGCGCGGUGACCUGAACUCUGUGCAGCGCGAAGUGCUCGCGAGAAUCGGCAGCGAGUGCGGCAUGUCGGGGACGGCGUAUGCAGCCAAAGGAGCUGAGUACGUGCAGGCUGUCAUCAGGGCGUUCAACGAGCUGCGGUACGUUGAGGCGUCGGUGAGGCACUUUGGCGUGGCGAUCCCGUUUGUCUAUGCGCCGCUGUACAACCACCACUAUGCGUACUACGAGGGCGGGUAUGCGUUCCAGAUAAUGACCGAUCGCUCGCCUGGCAAGGGGCGCACCCCACAGGUGCUGGCGGUGGGCGGCCGCUACGACGGGCUGCUCAAGCGGUUUCGACACUUGGCCGGCAACUAUACGUUAGAGGAUGACGGCUCUAAGAUUGCCAGCGAUCAGAAAAUUAACACUAUGGCUGCGGCGGCUGCGCGCGGCAAGCAGCGGGGGGCGACCACGACAAAGUUUGUUGGCAAGCCGCCGUUGACCAAGCUGGGGUCUGACAAGGCCGGUGGUGGGCCCGAAAAGUCGUCCAUGGCGUUUGCUCGUCGUACGGGAUCGGUCCACUCGACAGAUGUAUGGAAGAAAAUGUACGACAAGGCCGCAGGCGGCAGCAGUACCGGUAGCGGCGGUUGGGAUCCAUCGCCGGGAUCCGUGUCCAUUGGCACCAAUCUGUCGACUGGCAGCGCCGUUCUGGGUACGGCUCGCGACGUGGUGUGCAUUGGCGUGCAGAUCCAACUCGAUUUGGUCAUCCAGGAGAUGGCUUGGCUCUUCGAUGCCAACUUUGGUCUGUGGACGCGCAAGCGCUGCGAUGUUGUUGUAGCGUCCUUUGGCACUCGGCCCAUGCUCCGCGAGCGCAUUGCUUUGGCGCGCGAGCUGUGGAGACAUGGGCUGCGCACCGAUUUCUUGUUCAAUGACGAUCCCGAGAUGACCAUGGAGAGAUUGCGAGCAUUGCGUGCGGACCUCAAGACUCACGAGAGUAGGGGUGGCGCUUUUAUGGGGAGCAUCGGCGAAAACAGCGGGCCGCUGAUGAUGCCCAAGGAUGCGGCUGGUGCGGUCGGGAUUGGUUCCAGUGGCAUGGGUGCGGGUGGUUCUGGGCUGGGCAUUGGCAUUGGCGUUGGCGGUGGAAACAGCGGCAGCGUUGGCAGCAGCUUAGGGAUUGGUGGUCAACAGCAAGCCUCGGGCGCGGGAAUGCAGCAGCAGUUUUCCAACAUCAACAUUGCCGCCAUCAACCACCCUAACCCACCAGUGCCCAGCAACAGCAGCGGCAACGGGCGCCUCGAGCUGGUCUUGGUCAACCCGCAGCAAACAUCGACAAAGAAUCUGAAUCGGUCUAAACAUAAGCAGAAAAUGGCCCUCACUGACCGUGCAAUGUCCAGUGUUGGCAGGAUCAUGGGGGAAGUGAAGGGCGCACCGGUGUUGGUUUUGGAUUUGGGACCGGAGCUGAUUCUUGUAGAUGUGGCCUAUUUAGAAGUCGAUAUAGCAGAAGAGGCUAAAGAGAUUGAUGCAGUUGUAGAUUCUGAUGUAGUUGAUGCGGUUGACGAGGAGGGGACAUUGGCUUUCCAAGUCAACAAGUGCGCAUUAUAA